Molecule: messenger RNA, 852 nt
Organism: Laccaria bicolor S238N-H82
Lineage: Eukaryota; Fungi; Basidiomycota; Agaricomycetes; Agaricales; Hydnangiaceae
Exons: 4
Coding region: 1-852 (283 amino acids)
Source: RefSeq, a predicted model, not a curated record
AUGGGCAAGCUCAACAUCGCCCACCACAAGUCGUACCAUCCAUAUCGACGGGAUAACAUUGAGAAGGUUCGAAGAGAUGAAGAGGAGGCGCAGCUCAAAGAGGCCAAGGAAGAAGGGAGAAUGUCGUUGGCAGAUUCUGAAGCACGAAUCCAACUGCUACGUGAGCGCGCCGCAUCGGACAAGCCUGCAAAGAAGAAGCAGAGGGGCGACGACGACAUGAAAGCCAUCACAGCUGGGAGUUCAAUGCAACCUGCGGCCUUGCCGACUACGAAAGGACAUAUCAACUUUUUCGAGGACCUUGAGCAUAAUGCAAUCGCUGCUGCUAUCAAAGCCACGAAGAAAGCGACUCCAGCAGAGACUGAGAAAGGCGUCGCACUGGCUCCGUCAGCUAAGGACCUCAAACCUUGGUAUUCUGCAAGCAACUCCGACAAGACCGAAGAAGUAGAGGACGAGCGAAGAAAACGAGAUGAAUUUCGAAAAUCUGCGCACGACCCUCUAACAUCCAUCACCAAACAACUUGCCUCCCGCCCCCCAAGCUCAUCUUCCUCCUAUCAUUCACGGCCUGCGCUACCAAGCCACGCUCCCUCUGCACCUCCAGAGGUUCAGGCCCGACUGAGUCGUGAGAUGUCGGAGCGGGAACGCGCCCAAGAACUUAUCCGGAGGAAGAGGCGCGAGAUGCAGGGGGGUGAAACGCCUAGCGCCGUACAUGGUGGAUCUGGCAGUGCUUAUGGGGAUGUUUUCAACAGGAAGGAGGUCGAAGAAGCCCACCGAGAAAGGGACAGGGGCAGUCGACGGCGGUACGAUGAUGACCGACGGCGCCAUGGUGAAGGGAGUCGGCAGUGGGCUUGGUGA